CGCCGGCGCCUUGCACCGCCUCCGCCGCCAUGGAAUCCAACAGGGACGAGGCGGAGCGCUGUAUUGCUAUCGCGGUGGCCGCUAUCAAGGCCAACCAGACGGAAAAGGCGCGUCGCUUCCUGGAGAAGGCACAGCGCCUCUACCCAUCUCAACGUGUCCGCGUGCUGCUUGACUCUCUCAUUAGGAAUGAGCAGUCCUCCAAUGGCCGCUCCCCGCCCAAGGAAUCCACAAAGCCCAACCACAGGAAAAUGAGUGGCGAAUUUCCUUCUGCCAAUGGAGAGGCAGGUGGAGACACUACUAAAGGUUACACUCCAGAUCAGGUAGAUGCGGUUAAGAGGGUAAAGCAAUGUAAAGACUAUUAUGAAAUUCUGGGAGUAAGCAGAAACGCCUCCGAUGAGGACCUGAAAAAAGCUUACCGGAAAUUAGCAUUGAAAUUUCACCCCGAUAAGAAUCAUGCACCAGGUGCUACGGAGGCCUUUAAAGCCAUUGGUAACGCUUACGCAGUAUUGAGCAAUCCGGAGAAGAGGAAGCAGUACGACCAGUUCGGAGAUGCCAAAGUCAGCCCCACACGGCAUGGACACGGCCCUCCGGACUUCCACCGAGGGUUCGAGGCCGACAUUUCCCCCGAGGACCUCUUCAAUAUGUUCUUUGGUGGUGGUUUUCCUUCUAGCCCUACUCUUAAUAGAGAGCCCAGAGGAAGAAGAUCCUGGGAGUGCAGCACCCCUGCCCGCAACGGGAAGCCUCCGAGAGUGGUGGAGUCUGCCUGGAGGGAACGCCGGGGAGAGCCACGUAACGUUCAUGUAUAUAGCAAUGGCAGGAUGCGAUAUACCUAUCACCAGAGGCAAGACAGACGAGAACACCAGGGCGAUGGUGGCCUCGGGCUGUUUGUCCAGCUGAUGCCUAUCCUCAUCCUUAUCAUCGUUUCCGCGCUCAGCCAGAUGAUGGUCUCCAGUCCACCGUACAGCCUGAGCCACAGACCGUCUGUCGGCCAUAUACACAAGAGAGUGACGGAGCACUUGAAAGUGGCCUACUACGUAGCUGACACCUUUGCAGAAGAGUACACUGGUGCAAACCUGAAAAACGUGGAGAGGAGUGUGGAAGACGACUACAUUGCAAACCUCAGAAAUAACUGCUGGAAGGAGAAACAGCAGAAGGAAGGCUUACUGUACCGGGCACGUUACUUUGGAGAUUCAGACCUGUAUCAGAGGGCGCAGAAGAUGGGUACGCCGAGCUGCAGCAGGCUGUCGGAAGUGCAGGCGUCCUUGCAUGGAUAGCUGUCGUGGAAGGGCUCCACAGAGGUCAAAACUCUUCAGAUGCCUGCAGACUUGGGAGGAAGUGAACUGAGCCAAGGAGAUGAUCUAAAGAAUCAGAUCUUAAAUUAAAAAUGGAAUUGGAGAAUCAGCAACGCACAACUGCCCUGCCCUCUCUCUCUCAGUCUCUCUCGCUCUCUGCCCAGCAUUAGAUCUGGACAUUCCUUAGAACAGAAGGAAGAAUCCUUCCCUUCCUCCACUAUCCAACUGCCAUGCCCCUUUCAGGAUCCAGAGGUCCUGAGAGCCAAGUGUCUUUGUUUUCUUUUUCUUUUCUUUUUUGCAAGCCUGCAGGGGCAGCAGUGGGGGGGGGGAGCAGCAGUAAGCAGCAGGAGACCUUCCGUCUGCAGUGGCCCUGGUCCCCAUCCGAGAGGGAGUGACGAAAAAUCAGUUUUAAAAACAGGAGAAGUAAUUUAGAAUUAACUUAUAACUGUAAAUAUGUUGUACUUCUAAACUAUGCAGGGAUAGAAUUAAAUUAUUUCAUUUUUGCGGAACUUCACAACCCAGGACGGGUGCAUUUUAGCCUCCCCCCCUCCCCGUUUAUCGGUCUGACCCUACAAACACCUUUCCUACUUAAGGCAGCCUUAUUUGAGGACAUGGAUUUUUCUUUUAUUUAAGUGGCUUUUUCUGAAGGAGGAGGCGUGUAGACGCCAGCCUGCAGUUUUUUCACUCUGCACAGGCAUCCUGGCCCUGGUGUUUCGCGUGGGACUUAUUAUUUAUUUUUCUUUAUGGCA
Molecule: messenger RNA, 2041 nt
Organism: Gekko japonicus
Lineage: Eukaryota; Metazoa; Chordata; Lepidosauria; Squamata; Gekkonidae
Gene: DNAJB12
Product: DnaJ heat shock protein family (Hsp40) member B12
Exons: 10
Coding region: 30-1274 (414 amino acids)
Biological process (GO): cellular response to misfolded protein
Cellular component (GO): endoplasmic reticulum membrane
Molecular function (GO): Hsp70 protein binding
Source: RefSeq, a predicted model, not a curated record